AUGACGACAAUUGUAUCGUGUCUUGAGCGAUACAAAUUGGACAUUACCGCUUUUCAAGAAGUAAGAUGGGAUGGAUCUGGUAGUUUAAAGACACAGGAUAUGACAAUCUUCUAUAGCGGAGGAGAAAAACAUGAAAGAGGUGUGGGUUUUGUAAUUAAGAACAGUAUUCCGAAAAAUGUUGUGAGAUUUGAACCAAUAAAUGAUAGAAUAUACUAUGUUGAACUUAAAGGUAAAUGGUUUAACAUACUACUAAUUAACUGCUACGCUCCCACUGAGGAAAAAAAUGAAGAAAUAAAAAAUGCUUUUUACGAAGAACUGGAUAGGAUUUACGAUGCGUUACCAACCGGAAAGCCAUAA
This is a messenger RNA of Metopolophium dirhodum (rose-grain aphid), 357 nucleotides long. RefSeq names its product craniofacial development protein 2-like. The record is from RefSeq and is a predicted model, not a curated record. The coding region runs from base 1 to 357 and encodes 118 amino acids. NCBI's taxonomy places the organism in Eukaryota, Metazoa, Arthropoda, Insecta, Hemiptera, Aphididae. The transcript has a single exon.